CAGAAAUCUCCCCACAUGAGUCCACGCCGCCUGUCAGACAUCAGCCCCCAACUCAGACAGCUCAAGUCUCUCGUUGUCGACGAAGAAAUAAAGGAAGAAGUGAAGAGUUCCCGGUCUGUGGAAGACAUCAGUAAUGCAUCCAUCGAGGAGCGCAUCCUCAGGAUCACCGGCUACUACGGGUACCAGCCAUGGAGCACAGCUAACAGAGCCGUGGAGCAGCCAGGCAGGGAGAAGGUUGACGGCCAUGCUGGAGCAGGCGGGGUGAACUCAGAGGGCAUGAGCAGGAGGCAGAGACUGCACUGCUGUCUGCACGUAACUGCAGUCCAUCUGCGACGGGCACUUUGGGGCGUCAUCAUGGUCCUCUGCAUCUGCGGGUCCUGGUCCGGCUCCACCCAAUUGGCCAAACUCACAGUGAGACAGCUCAACAUUCCCUUCACCCUCACCUGGUUCUGCACCUCCUGGAACUGCAUCGUAUUCCCACUCUACUACCUGGGUCACCUGUGCUGCAGCAAGAACCGGCAGACCCCUCGGCAGCGGUUCAGGGAGUGCUGUCAGUUCCUGGGAGAUGAGGGGUUGUCAGUGAGGACGCUGUUGUCACGAGUGGCUCCAUUUGGAGUGCUGUGGAUCCUCACGAGCUACCUGUACCUUCAGGGUCUGCGGAGGAUUCCCCCAACUGACGCCUGUGCUCUUUUCUGCUGCACCCGCGCCUUCGUUUUCCUCAUCUCCUGGAUUGUACUCCGUGACCGCUUCAUGGGCAUCAGGAUCGUUGCUGCCAUUUUAGCCAUUGCUGGCAUAGUAAUGAUAACCUAUGCAGAUGGAUUUCAUAGUCCUUCUGUAAUUGGCAUCUCACUGAUUGUUGGAUCUGCAUCCACAGCAGCCAUGUACAAGGUUCUGUUCAAGCUGGUCUUGGGUAGUGCCAAGCUGGGGGAGGCAGCCCUGUACCUGACUGUCCUUGGAGGCGCUAACAUGCUAUUUGUCAGCAUUGUCCCACUCAUCCUUCUCCUCACGGGGGUUGAGGAUUUUGGCUCUCCUGGAGACGUCCCCUGGCUCAUUCUGUGUGGUGUGGCUGCUCUUCUGCUGGUGUUCAGCUUCCUGUUAAGUGUUGGCAUGUUGAUAACACUGCCCACGCUGAUUUCUUUGGGUGUUGUCCUGAGUGUCCCUUUAAAUGCAGUAAUAGACCGCUACAUGUGUGAGAUCCAGUUCAACAGUGUGCGUGUCAUCGCUGUGUCCAUCAUCUGCCUGGGCUUUCUGCUGCUGCUGCUGCCAGAGGACUGGGACCAGUGUGUGCUGCAGUUUCGCGCCAUGCUGAAUGAAAGAAAGAAGCCACAAGAGGGCACAAAAGACACAAACACAGAAACACUGCACAUCCAAACCAGCGAGGCCAAAAACUGCAACUCCAAAGAGUCUCAGUCACACUAAGCUGCUCUUCCAUUCUUUUCACGAGAUAGAUAAACACUGCAUUCCAAACCAUUUUUUCUCUGCGUCUGAGUGGAGGUGGGGUUCUGCCACAUGGAAAUAAAUGGCUUAGCCUACUUUGUCCUCCUGCUGAGUAGAAGAUGCUGUUGCAGUCUACAUCCAAGAAAGGACUUUUAAGAAAGGACCAUGCAGUACUAAUUUCAAGCAUCAUGUAUUUCCGCCAAAAGAUGAAGAAUGAGGUGGAUGCUGAGCUAAUUGAGCACAGAUUCUUUGACAAUGUGUCAGAAAAGCACCAGGCUGUUUAAUGAAUCAUCUUUCAUAUUUGAAAGUGGGGGUUAUUUCUGCACCUGCUGCAUUUCUAUUCUAUAUUAUAUUC
Molecule: messenger RNA, 1792 nt
Organism: Astyanax mexicanus (Mexican tetra)
Lineage: Eukaryota; Metazoa; Chordata; Actinopteri; Characiformes; Acestrorhamphidae
Gene: slc35f3a
Product: solute carrier family 35 member F3a
Exons: 7
Coding region: 16-1419 (467 amino acids)
Cellular component (GO): membrane
Source: RefSeq, a predicted model, not a curated record